This is a messenger RNA of Rhagoletis zephyria (snowberry fruit fly), 2298 nucleotides long. Lineage: Eukaryota; Metazoa; Arthropoda; Insecta; Diptera; Tephritidae. The record is from RefSeq and is a predicted model, not a curated record.
AUGAUGCUUCCAACUGCCGACCAGCAAACUGAUGUUUGGAUUGAAACAAAGUCUGAAAAUGGGAAAUGCUACUACUACAAUGCAAAAACCCGGGAAACCACAUGGACCAAACCCGAAAAUGCAAAGAUUUUAACUCAAGAGCAAUAUGUGCAACAGAACACCGUUGCAAGUACCAACGGAGUAGUGAAAACUGAAAGUGUGUUUCCGUUUAAUCCCGCCAUGCCGCCGAAUCAGUGGAUAGGUCAACAGUCAAUCAUCCCGUCAGGUGUUGAUCAAUAUAAACAACAACUUCUUUUCAAGAUUGACCCCGAAUUGCGUUUACAGGCGGCUGACUGGAGUGAGCAUAAGACCCCUGAUGGAAAAUGUUACUUUUUUAAUACUAAAACUCAGCAGUCUGUUUGGGAAAAGCCCAAAGUUCUGAUACAAGUCGACGGUAUUUGCUCUAAUGCCAUUGAGGCAGUUAAACGUCAAGAGUCUGAACAAAAUGACAAGGAAAAUAUUAAAUCUGAGGUAAGAAUGCAAAAGCCAGAGGCUUCGGAAGUGGCGCCGAAAAAAGAAGAGCCGCGAGAUAAAUCUAAACCCGUUUCAAGUAAGCCAAUUACUGGAACUCCAUGGUGUGUUGUUUGGACCGGAGACAAUAGAGUUUUCUUCUUCAAUCCUAGCACCAAAACUUCUCUUUGGGAAUGUCCUCCAGAGCUGAAAAAUCGCCCUGAAAUAGAAGAGCUAACUAAGGCACCUCCAAAGGCAAACGAUCUUGAUAAUCAAAAUCAAUCUGAUAAUAAUUCUGCCCCCCUAAAACGACCUAUUGAAGAUGAGGAAGCAACCAACCACGUUGAAACCAAAAAGUCCAAAUUAAACAACGAUGAACAACAAGUUCCAGAGAAAAAGGAAAGCAGCACUAACAACAGUGCUGCUGAAAGUGAAGCCUCGGCAGCAAAACUGCGACAGAGUUUGCCAAUUGAAGAACGGACGAGCAUAUUUAAAGAAAUGAUGCUCGAAAAAGAGGUGUCUGCCUUUUCAACAUGGGAAAAAGAGUUGCAUAAAAUUGUCUUUGAUCAGCGGUACCUUUUGCUGACAUCUAAAGAGCGUAGGCAAGUGUUUGAACAGUUUGUAAAGGAGCGAGCCGAAGAUGAACGAAGGGAAAAGCGGCAACGACAAAAGGUGUAUCGAGAGCAAUUUUUUCAGUUGCUUGAAGAAUCAAACAUCACUUCUCGUACAACGUAUUCGACAUUUUCACAGAAAUUCGGCAAAGACAGCCGAUUUCGUAAUGUUGAUAGGUCUCGCGAUCGUGAGUCGUAUUUUAAUGAGUUUAUUUCUGAUUUGACGAGGAGAGAACGCGACGAUAAAGAGAAAAACAGAGAAAAGGCGAAAGCCAACUUUUUAGAGUUGCUAAAGGAGCAGGACUUGACUGGAAGUAGCACUUGGUCAAGUGUGAAAGAAAAGAUUCGUGAUGACUCUCGCUACAGGGCACUGGAGAGCAGUUCCACCAAAGAGGUGAUAUUCAAAGAAUUUAUCUCUAGGAUUAAUCAAGACACUACUAAUGUCGACAUAUCGACUAAUAUCGCUGAGAGUCUCAAGCAAAAGGAAAAGCAGGAAAAGAUUGAAGCCAGUAUUCGAGAGCGCGAAAAGGAGGUGCAACGUGAACUUUCCGCUUCUUUACGACAGCGUGACAAAGAGCGAGAUGCUCAUUUGCACGCGGAGACCAUCGAAAGCUUUAAAGCUUUGCUCAUUGACUUGGUCAAGAUACAUAGCAUCAGCUGGCGGGAAGCUAGAAAAAUGUUUAAAAAAGACCAUCGCUGGGAGUUAGUUGAAUCACUGGAUAGAGAUGAAAUGGAGCAGCUUUUCGAGUCUCACAUUGAGGUGUUGGUUAAAAAGAAGCGGGAAAAGUUUCAUUCAAUGCUGGAUGAAAUCAAAGACCUGGGCUUGUCAACCUCCUGGCGAGACGUUCGCAAGCUGAUCUGUAAUGACUCGCGCUAUUUAAAGUUUUCUUCCAGUGAUCGAAAGUGUGAGCGUGAGUACAAUGAGUACAUGAAGGCCCGACUAUCUACGGCUAAAAGCGAGUUUUCCGAGCUGUUGAAAGAGACCAAGCUGAUCACUUACAAAACAAAGAAAAUGAUGGAAGAAUCAGAGCAAAUCCUGCAGGACAUUAUGGCCGUUCUGCAGAACGAUAAGCGCUAUUUGGUACUGGAGAACUUUGCCGAUGAUCGCCGGCAAAUUCUCAUCAACUACAUCUCUGAACUGCAUCGACUUGGACCACCCAAACCCAUCACUGCGUCCGAGCCUCCUCGACGAAAAUAA